Symbiodinium sp. CCMP2592 is the source of this 900-nucleotide messenger RNA. The record is from the annotation of a GenBank genome assembly. Lineage: Eukaryota; Dinophyceae; Suessiales; Symbiodiniaceae.
AUGAAAAAGCUUGUGCGUGAAAGCGUGACCGGUCCAUUGCCGGCCUUUGUUGAUCAACGAUCCGAGAAGUCACCGGGCACCGGGGCCUGCACACAGGAGCUUUACGGAUUCUCCAAUAUCAAUACGGGUGAAUGGACAGAUGGACUGGUCGCACUUCUGGUGCGAGAGGCCGUAAGCGACACUUCGGACAGCAAGAAAUGGGUGGUCUUUGACGGGCCCGUGGAUGCCAUCUGGAUCGAGAACAUGAACACGGUGCUGGAUGACAACAAGAUGCUCUGCCUCGCGAAUGGCGAGCGCAUCAAGCCGGGCACUCGAAAGCGUCGCUGUGCAGCCAAGAAGGAGGAGCCAGGGCUCCCGCCGACCAUGACCAUGCUCUUCGAGGUGGCCGACCUGAAGGUGGCCUCGCCAGCCACCGUGAGUCGCUGUGGCAUGGUGUACCUUGAGCCUGUCCACUUGGGCUGGAAGCCGCUUGUUCAGAGUUGGGCAGAGAAUUUCAAGAAAAAGUAUCCCAGCCACAGCGACACCCUGAAGAAGUGGGUCAUUGAUCUUUGCGACAAGGCCCUGCCCUUCCUGCGCGAGGAGUGCAAGGAGGCUCCCGGCAUCCCUUCGGUGGACACGAAUCUCGUGGCCUCCUUCCUAAAGAUGCUCACGACCUUCAUUUCUCCUCAGCAUGGCUUCAAGCUGGAGGAGGGCCGGGAAGGAAAGGCGACGCAAGCAGAGAACAAACACGAGAAGGUCCUUGCCCGCAUCUACUGUGCCUUCUCGGCCGUCUGGUCCCUGGGGGCGAACUUGCACGAGGCCUCCCGCAAGAAGUUCCAGGAUUUCUUGCGUGCGCCCUUGCAGAUGUUUUGCCCAGAAGUCGGGGACGAGGACAGAAAGCAAGCGAGUGCUGGCUAUUAG